AUGACAACACCCCUGAAACGUCUGUCGAUGGCGGCGCGGCAAACGUCGUUCGCCGACCUGGACUGCAGCGUCCAGGGCACGAGCAUCUGCAAAACGCGACCGCGGGCCCUCUUUGCACCAACCCACGUCGUCUUUCUUGUCAAGCUGACGAUGCCGACUCGACAGUCGUGGUGCAUCCAGUGCACGUUGCACGACGUGGCAAGGCUCCACCGCCGCUUGGUCGACUCGGUGGACGAUACGGAUUUUCAAGCGGCGCUGUCGACGCUGCGAUGUCCCCGGCAACCCCUCUUUCGACGAACGAACGCACUGGUCGUCAAAGGCAUGUGCUGUGACUUGGAGUUCUACUUGACCACGUUGCUCAAGGUGUGUCAAGCUCACGUCGUCACGGCAACCCCGUCUGCCGUCGACGUGGAAGCCACCAUGCGCACCUUUUUCGAUACGUCCUCGGUCAAAGCACAGACCAAAGCCGCCGCAAACAUGGCGAAAGAAGCACCCUGUACUUAA
Aphanomyces invadans is the source of this 504-nucleotide messenger RNA. RefSeq lists its product as hypothetical. The transcript has a single exon. Lineage: Eukaryota; Oomycota; Saprolegniomycetes; Saprolegniales; Verrucalvaceae. Gene Ontology annotation, molecular function: phosphatidylinositol binding. The record is from RefSeq and is a predicted model, not a curated record. The coding region runs from base 1 to 504 and encodes 167 amino acids.